Molecule: messenger RNA, 156 nt
Organism: Boeremia exigua
Lineage: Eukaryota; Fungi; Ascomycota; Dothideomycetes; Pleosporales; Didymellaceae
Exons: 1
Source: RefSeq, a predicted model, not a curated record
GUUACUAAUAGAAACCGUAAUACUAAGCAGAGGCGCAUUAAGGACUAUAAAGCUAUGCUAAUUAAGCGCAGGCUUAACCUAGGUCUUGUAGCGCCUAAUGUAAAAGCAACUAAUAAGGAACUUAGCGCUUAUAUUGCUAUACUAGUUAAGGAUUAA